This is a messenger RNA of Recurvomyces mirabilis, 2277 nucleotides long. RefSeq names its product RNA recognition motif-containing protein (gene NOP4). Gene Ontology annotation, molecular function: mRNA binding. Bases 1 to 2277 code for a protein of 758 amino acids. Gene Ontology annotation, cellular component: nucleolus. The record is from RefSeq and is a predicted model, not a curated record. Lineage: Eukaryota; Fungi; Ascomycota; Dothideomycetes; Mycosphaerellales; Teratosphaeriaceae. The transcript has a single exon.
AUGGCGCCCGCCGCGAAGAAGCGGCGCCUUUCGGACGGCGGUAUCGCCAGUAUCGAAGCUGUCGAAGCUGUCGAGGAAGUUCUACCAACGACAAAUGCGGCAAAAGCAGAGUCCACGACAACGAAAGCUGUACCACAGACAAGAUCACUAUUCGUGCGAGCGCUGGCUCCAGAAACGACCACCGAGUCCUUGACAGAGCUGUUCUCAGAGUCCUACCCGAUCAAGCAUGCGACGGCUAUCGUAGACCCGGCGACGAAAUUAUGCAAAGGCUACGGCUUCGUCACCUUCGCCGACGCCGAAGAUGCCUUGCGAGCUAAGCAAGAAUUCAACGGCCGAGUACUCAAGGACAGGAAACUCCGCGUCGAGCUCGCUGAGCCUCGUAACCGCGAUGAGGCUGGCGAGAAGCUGCCGAAGGAGAAAGCUGAGAAGGAAGCUCCAGCCUCCACCAAGCUCAUCGUGCGCAAUCUACCCUGGAGCAUUAAAGGUUCCAACCAGCUUGAGAAGCUGUUUCAGAGCUAUGGCAAGAUCAAACAAGCGUAUGUGCCCAAGAAAGGGCCUGGGCUGAUGGCAGGCUUUGGUUUUGUGGUUAUGAGAGGUCGCAAGCAUGCUGAGAAGGCUUUGGAAGGCGUCAAUGGGAAGACAGUGGAUGGGAGGACCCUGGCGGUUGAUUGGGCGGUUGAGAAGGGUGUGUAUGACGGGCUGCAAGCGCCGGAGGAGACGAAUGGCGCUGAAGCAGAGGAUGACGGCGACGGUGGUGUGAAGCUGGACGACGAGGACGACGAGGAGCUGUUUGCGAGAGAUGCCACCGAUGAGAGUGACAAGGGAAGUGAGGACGAGGCCGAAGACGAGGAUGAGGAUGACAUGGACAUGGGUGAGGAUGACGACGAAGAAGAGGAAGAGGAGCGCAGGCCAGAGGACAGAUCGUCAACUAUAUUUGUUCGAAACUUGCCGUUCACUUGCACAGAUGAGGAUCUUGAGGAUCACUUCUCCCGCUUCGGCAGUGUGCGGUACGGCAGAGUUGUCAUGGAUAUGGGCACAGGUCGGUCCAAAGGGACCGGCUUCGUGGCGUUCUACAACAGAGACGACGUCGAUACUUGUUUGCGAAGUGCACCCCGCCGUACGCAGCCUUCUGAGAUUCAGAAGGACAAGGAUGGCAAAAUCAUCCAGGCACCGACCUCGAUCCUGCAAAACGACGAAGCAGAUCCGUCUGGCCAGUAUACCCUUGACAGCCGCGUGUUACAAGUCAGCCGUGCAGUCGACAAGUCUGAAGCCAAUCGCUUGACCGAGGAAGGCAAAUCCCACCGCAACAAGCGCGACAAUGACAAGCGGAGGCUGUAUCUUCUGUCUGAGGGCACCAUCUCAACAAAAUCAAGCUUGUACGAAAAGCUGUCGCCUUCAGAAAAGACCAUGCGCGAAGCGAGUGCGAAGCAGCGCAAGACCUUGAUCGAAAGCAACCCGUCCUUACAUCUGAGCUUGACACGUCUCAGCGUCCGCAACGUCCCACGCAGCGUCGAUAGCAAAGAGCUGAAAGCCUUGGCCCGUGAAGCUGUGGUGGGUUUCGCGACAGAUGUCAAGGGAGGCAAGCGGCAGCGACUAGCUCGAGAGGAGCUUGAGCGCGGUGGCGACGAGAUGGUAGAAGCUGAUGCUGCACGUAAGCGAGCCGGCAAAGGUAUUGUGCGACAAGCCAAGGUUGUUUUCGAGGGCUCUGGAGGGAGCAAAGUGGGCGAGGAGACUGGGGCGGGGAGAAGUCGGGGGUAUGGCUUCAUCGAGUACUACACGCAUCGAUCCGCGCUCAUGGGAUUGAGGUGGCUGAACGGACAUGCUGUUGGUUACAAGGUCAAUGAGAGUAGCAAGGGCUCAAAGCGACAACCUAGCAAGGAUGAGAUGCAAGAUCGAAAGAAGAGACUGGUAGUCGAAUUCGCUAUCGAGAACGCUCAAGUCGUCCUGCGUCGUCAUGAACGGGAACACAAAGCUCGAGAGCGCAGCAAAGCCGUCCACGAUGGCCGUGUGGAGGCUGCCGCUGCUGCCAAUGGCGAAGAUGCCGCUGCUGACAAGACGGCCAAGAACAAGGAUGGCAAGACUAGACCUGGCUCGCGGAAGCGGAAGAGAGAUCUUGAGGAGGAUCGUAAGACUGGGAAGAAGCCUGCUGCUAGGCCUGCGGCUGCUACUGCCUCUGCUACGAAGAAGAAGGCGCCUGUUGAUGAGAAGACUGCCAAGCGGAAUCAGAUUAUUGGGCGGAAGCGUGCAGCGCGGAAGAUGAGGAAGGGUGGGAAGUGA